AUGGGGUCUCAUGGUGGACAACGGAUUGACGACAAACACUUCGUGAGCGAAAUAGACGAUACAGAUUAUGGCUCACCGGUGCAUGGGUCUGCGUCGGAACCAACACUGAGGAAGCUGGAUCCAACGCCACAGUGUUCCACCUGCAAUGUCACCUUCUCUGUCGAGCACAUCCUGUUUCACUGUGCGCUUUAUCGUGAGGAGAGAGGGUCCUGGGUGGCGUAUUGCCGGGGUCGCGGCCUCCCGCUAACUCAGACCUCCCUCCUGGCCGAAGCUGCGACCCAAGGCGAGCCGCGCGUGAAGGUCCACCAAGGCAACCUGGUGCUCCCGCAAGGGCAGUUCAACCAGUCUCUGUCUUCAACAGGAAGGUGUAAGGAGCUGUACUCUGCUGUUAACAAAAUGUCUCCGUCUCCUGUUAUUGUUGCCUUCCUGACUCUUCUGGUUCAGGCACACGGCCAGAUCCCGUAUGAAACUCAUCCGUCUUACUACCCGCAGCCGGUGCAUCCCGUUACCGAGACGGUGACAGUGACAGAGACUCAAACGAUUCGCGUCCCCGUGACGUCAGAUAUCUGGGUGAGCACAGCGACUCCUUACACUGUGCGGGUGACGAGUCUCGCAACUGAUUAUACCUUCGUGCCCGCCAACGCCGAGACCGUCACUGCUGUCGUUGCCGUCACAAACACUCCGAUCUCUGUUGUGCGCGAGACGAGCUGCAUCAACCCAGUGCGGACGGCAGUGUCUGUGUACACUACUUUCUUGACGGAGACGGAGAGGAAGGACUUGUACCACACCGUUACCCACGUCGAUGUGCAUCACGAGAUCAACACCGUGGCUGUGCCGUCUGUCCAGACCCUUGUACAGAGGGCUACCACCACCACCAUCCAGUUCACCACCGUCACCGUCACCUCCACUACUUUUGGCUACUACCAUUAAAUUGAAGUGGUUAUAGACAUGAAAUUGUGUUGAUAUUUGUAAUGUCUAAUGUCUAUCAGUAAAAAUAAAGUCUUACUCUACUGAA
Messenger RNA from Portunus trituberculatus (swimming crab), 1015 nucleotides. RefSeq lists its product as uncharacterized. Lineage: Eukaryota; Metazoa; Arthropoda; Malacostraca; Decapoda; Portunidae. Bases 1 to 930 code for a protein of 309 amino acids. The record is from RefSeq and is a predicted model, not a curated record. The transcript is spliced from 9 exons.